This is a messenger RNA of Symbiodinium necroappetens, 741 nucleotides long. The record is from the annotation of a GenBank genome assembly. Lineage: Eukaryota; Dinophyceae; Suessiales; Symbiodiniaceae.
AUGGAUCCUGGCGAUGUCAGCCCGACUUCCCAGCGGCACUACGCUGAAGGGGAGGCUGCGGUCACGGAAGAGAGGUUCAAGCGAUUCCAUGAUAAUGCAGAGUCCACGUGCAAGGCUGUGAAGCUCCAAGAUCUUGGAGUGUGCUCCGUGGCCUCGAAGACCUUCCUGAACUUUUACGAAUGCACCGAUGUGGCAACUGGUCUUGGAGGCUCCCCGCAGGAGCAAGUCUUGGACAAGCCUGCCACGGGUGGAGAUGCAACACGUCGGGAGCCUUGUGACUUCCAAUUGGACGAGGAGCCCGGGAAGUCUUUGGCAAAGCAGGCCGUGCAGGCGAAGGACCCCCCGCACAUGGAUGUGACCGGCUCGGCCAUGUCUGUGGUGAGCGUGGCCUUUGUCCCCGGCUUCGGUUUGCCCUCGGCCAACCCUCUCUGGGGCGGAGCCACAGGCAUCUGGGUCGGCAACCUGCCCGGCCUUUGCCGCGAAGCCGAAUUCGACCAUUUCCUUUGCCGCCUGGGCUUCCCGAACGUGCAGGUGUUCAUGCCUCGCAAGGCCAGGGUACCCAAGCGAAACAAGGGUUUUGUGUUUCUGAAUCCCGGAAAGACCAGGCUGUUGAUGUUAGUGAACGCCCUCUGGGGCCGCCGGCUCAUCCACCGCACGCGCGAGCAUGGGCUCGUGUUGCGGCCGCAGAACUUGCAUGAUCUGCAGGAGCGAUUCGGCCAGAUCUUGAAGCCAUGCAUGUAG